Molecule: messenger RNA, 1843 nt
Organism: Andrographis paniculata
Lineage: Eukaryota; Viridiplantae; Streptophyta; Magnoliopsida; Lamiales; Acanthaceae
Product: cyprosin-like
Exons: 14
Coding region: 119-1648 (509 amino acids)
Biological process (GO): lipid metabolic process; proteolysis
Molecular function (GO): aspartic-type endopeptidase activity
Source: RefSeq, a predicted model, not a curated record
GCAGACAAUUUUUAAUAAUACUGUAUGUCCUAUUGACCCCAAAAUUUCUGGGUUUGCUCGUCUCCUCUGUAUCUCGCGACCUCCAUCUCCCACUCCCAGUUUGUAUUGGGAAUCAAAUAUGGGCAAAAGCAAAACAUACAAAGUUGCUGUAGUGUUGUUGGCAGUUUGGUGUUGUUUUGUAUUUUGUGCAAGAUCAGAUGAGGGCUUUUUGAGGAUCGGAUUAAAGAAGAGGAAAUUGAACUUAAUAAACCGAUCGGGAGGCCUUGAAUCUGAUUAUAAUCGGCUGGCAAUUGUGAGUGAUUAUUACAAGAUUGGGGAUUCAGAUUCAGAUACAGACAUCAUAGCCCUGAAGAACUACUUGGAUGCUCAGUAUUACGGUGAGAUCGGAAUCGGAACGCCGCCGCAGAAAUUCACCGUUGUUUUUGACACCGGAAGCUCUAACCUUUGGGUGCCAUCUUCCAAAUGCUACUUCUCUGUUGCUUGCUUCUUCCAUAAGAAGUAUAAGUCGAGCCAUUCAAGUUCUUACAGAAAGAACGGUAAAUCGGCUGCAAUUCACUAUGGAACUGGGUCGAUCUCUGGCUUUUUUAGCCAAGAUUAUGUUCAACUUGGUAGCCUUGUUGUGAAGGAUCAGGAUUUCAUUGAAGCGACGAAAGAGCCCGGAAUCACUUUCUUGGCAGCUAAGUUCGAUGGCAUUCUUGGCCUCGGAUUCCAGGAAAUUUCUGUAGGGAAUGCUGUCCCGGUUUGGUACAAUAUGGUGAAUCAAAAUCUUGUGAAAGAGCCCAUUUUUUCUUUCUGGUUAAAUCGUAAUGGUGACGAGGAAGAUGGAGGAGAGCUCGUCUUUGGCGGCGUUGAUCCUAAACAUUUCAGGGGCGAACAUGUAUACGUUCCCGUUACCCAAAAGGGCUAUUGGCAGUUCGACAUGGGUGAAGUUCUAAUUGGUGGAGAGUCCACGGGAUUUUGCGCUGGUGGAUGCUCCGCAAUAGCUGAUUCCGGAACCUCCUUAUUGGCUGGACCUACUACGAUUGUCACAUUGAUCAAUCAUGCUGUUGGGGCUUCUGGAGUGGUGAGCCAAGAAUGCAAGUCGAUCGUUUCGAUUUACGGGAAAACUAUACUGGAUCUGCUCUCGUCUAAGGUAGACCCUCAGAAAAUCUGCUCGAGAAUAGGUUUAUGUUUGUCUGAUGGAAAUCGCGAUGUCAGUAUGGUUAUCGAGAGCGUCGUCGACAAGAACAAAACCUCAAAUUCACGCCGUCCACAUGAUGAAAUGUGUACAGCUUGCGAGAUGGCUGUCGUGUGGAUGCAAAACAAACUCAAGCAGAAUGAAACAGCGGAGGAAAUCUUGGACUACGUUAAUCAGCUAUGUGAUCGGCUUCCGAGUCCAAUGGGAGAAUCUUCAGUCGACUGCGGAAGCCUCUCUUCUAUGCCGAACAUCUCCUUCACCAUAGGCGGUAAAUCUUUUGACCUCACUCCAGAGCAGUAUGUCCUAAAAGUAGGCGAUGGAGACAUGGCACAAUGCAUCAGCGGGUUCACAGCCAUUGACAUUGCACCCCCUCGAGGCCCACUUUGGAUAUUAGGGGAUGUUUUUAUGGGGCAAUACCACACUGUUUUCGACAUGGGAAAUAUGAAGGUUGGAUUUGCCGAAGCUGCUUGAAUCCCGGCUACGAACGCUUAUCAUCCGGUUUCUUCGCAAAAACCUACGUUAUUACAAAUUAAAUUAAGGAUCUGACAUUGUGUAUGAAAGCGUGACUGAUCAUGUGUGUAUCUAGUCUAUGAUUUGCUGCUUUCUUGUCUUGACUCAAAUCGUUACUUGUUUAUUGAAACUCCAGCCAGCUAAAGUUGAGCUUGC